This is a messenger RNA of Cornus florida, 1744 nucleotides long. Its product is annotated as F-box/LRR-repeat protein 14. NCBI's taxonomy places the organism in Eukaryota, Viridiplantae, Streptophyta, Magnoliopsida, Cornales, Cornaceae. The record is from RefSeq and is a predicted model, not a curated record. Bases 180 to 1583 code for a protein of 467 amino acids. Gene Ontology annotation, biological process: SCF-dependent proteasomal ubiquitin-dependent protein catabolic process. The transcript has 3 exons. Gene Ontology annotation, molecular function: protein binding. Gene Ontology annotation, cellular component: SCF ubiquitin ligase complex.
UGCACAAAAUAGCGUCUCCUGUUUCACGACAUGCUUAGCAUCAUCAAACCCUUGUACCAGUUGUGCUCGGCCAUUUAAUUUGAAACGUGCUUUCAACAUAAAGGAUUUUCUAUGAGAAAAAAAGAGUUUCAGGCUUUCUAAUCUUUUUCAUUUAACACGAAAAGGAAAAUCUUGUUGCAAUGGAUGGUCUGCCAGAUCAAUUAGUUUGGGAGAUUUUGGGCAGCAUUGAGAAAACCAUUGACAGAAACUCUGCCUCUUUGGCUUGUAAGCGCCUUCAUGAACUGGAUAAUGAACAGAGCAAAUCUCUGCGGAUUGGUUGUGGGUUAGACCCGGCCAAUGAAGCCUUAACUCGUCUCUGCAACAGGUUUCCCAACUUGACUAAAGUAGAAAUAAUUUACUCCGGUUGGAUGUCUAGAUUAGGGAAACAAUUGGAGGAUGAAGGAAUUCUCAUUCUUUCCAACAACUGCCCUUCUUUGACCAACCUCACCUUAAGUUACUGCACAUUCAUCACUGAUGUAGGUCUUAGCUACUUGGCUUGUUGCUCCAAUCUUUCAGCCUUGAAGUUGAAUUUUACCCCGAGAAUCACUGGUUUUGGCAUAUUAUCUGUUGUUGUGGGCUGCAAAAACCUCACUACUCUCCACCUUAUCCGAUGCCUCAAUAUUAGCAGUGUUGAGUGGCUAGAAUAUCUUGGCAAGCUUGAAAUGGUUGAAGAUCUCUCCAUUAGGAAUUGUAGGGCAAUUGGAGAAGGGGACCUAAUUAAGCUUGGAUCGAGUUGGCGUAAAAUAAAACGGUUGAAUUUUGAGGUCGAUGCUAAUUACCGUUAUAUGAAAGUUUACGAUCGGUUGACUGUAGAUCGAUGGCAAAAACAGUGUGUCCCAUGUGAAAGUAUGCGAGAGCUUAGCUUGGUAAAUUGCAUCAUCAGCCCCGGGAAAGGGCUUGCUUGUGUGUUGGGGAAGUGCAAGAACUUGGAGAGGGUUCAAUUGGACCUUUGUGUGGGGUUGAGAGAUUGUGACAUAAUUGUCUUGGCCCAAAACUCAAGUAAUCUUCGGUCCCUUUCCCUCCGAGUCCCUUCAGAUUUAUCACUUCCGCUGUUAAUUAACAAUCCGUUAAGAUUAACGGACAAGAGUUUAAAGGCAGUGGCUCAGAACUGCCCGCGGCUUGUGUCAGUCAUGUUAUCGUUUUCGGAUGGGGAGUUUCUGUCCAUCUCCUCAUUUACUUUAAAUGGAAUAUUGACUUUGUUACAGAAGUGCCCAAUUCAGGAACUUGCUCUUGAUCAUGUGUAUUCUUUUAAUGAUGCCGGGAUGGAAGCUCUUUGCUCGGUUCAAUAUCUUCACACUCUAGAGCUGGUGAGAUGCCAAGAAAUUAGUGAUGAGGGACUGCAGCUUGUGAGCCAGUUCCCUCAGUUGUGCGUUUUACGGCUUAACAGGUGUUUGGGAGUCACCGAUGAUGGGUUAAAGCCACUUGUGGGGUCAGAAAAAUUGGAAGUUUUAGCUGUGGAAGAUUGUCCACAAAUAUCUGAAAGGGGUGUUCAAGGAGCUGCAAAAUCAGUAACUUACAAACAAGACUUGUCAUGGAUGUACUGACUUUUCAGGUAAAGUUGUUUCCUAAAUAUGCUGUAUGGUUUAUGCCAUUGCCAAUGUGUGUGUGUGUGUUGGAGAUAUAUAUAUAUAUAUUGUGAAUCUUUGUAAGUAUGUCUGUUGAUUUUUGACCUUCUAUUUAUUUACUUUUAGUCGUUAACCAUUUA